This is a messenger RNA of Erythranthe guttata (spotted monkey flower), 2036 nucleotides long. The record is from RefSeq and is a predicted model, not a curated record. Lineage: Eukaryota; Viridiplantae; Streptophyta; Magnoliopsida; Lamiales; Phrymaceae.
UUACGUGCAGUGUAGAUUCCAAGUACUCCUUCCAUGCAAAUUCUCUCCUCUCUUCCAUCUCCGGGUGUUAUGUCAUUUUGUCCAGAGAAUGGGUCCUAAUUGCAUCUGAGAUAAGCCAACCAUGGAACUAUUUGUAAAUACUACCUUUUCCCAAGCUUAUUAUCUCUGCCCUUGCCCUUGCCCUUGCCAUGUCUGACAAAACAAAUAACGCAGAGGAGCCACUCAUACAAGAGCAGAAAAUAGCGUCAUUAAAUUCGCGUAAUGAAUUUCCGUGCUCCAUAUGCUCGAGCAAUAACAGCUGUCAAACAGUUCGUUCAAGAACCAAGUUAAUGAAUACUCUGAUACAAAGGGGAAAACCUCGCGAAGCACAUUUCAUUUUCAAAGCCUUAAACGAACAAGGGCACAAGCCCACUCUUGUAACAUACACUACACUUUUGGCUGCUCUCACGCUCGACAAACGUUUCAAGUCCAUUUCUUCUCUCCUUUCUAAGGUCGAAAAAGAUGGACUUAAACCCGACUCAAUAUUCUUCAAUGCAAUCAUCAAUGCCUUCUCUGAGUCAGGUAAUAUGAAAGAGGCCAUGAAAACAUAUACAAGAAUGAGAGAGAGUGGUUGUAAACCGACAACUAGCACAUUUAACACUUUAAUUAAAGGAUUUGGAAUCAUAGGUAAGCCUGAAGAAUCUAUGACACUAUUAGAUGAAAUGUUGAAAGAAGAAGUGAAGCCGAAUGACAGGACGUAUAAUAUUCUUGUUCGAGGUUGGUGUAAUAAGGGUGAUAUUGAACAAGCGUGGAGUUUAGUGUAUAGAAUGAUUUCGGAAGGAGUUAAACCCGAUGCUGUGACGUACAACACUAUUGCAAAGGCUUAUGCUCAGAGAGGUGAAACUGUAAAAGCUGAAGCUAUGAUUUUUCAAAUGCAGCACAAGGGAAAGGUGAAACCGAAUGAGCGCACUUGUGGUACUAUUGUUAACGGUUACUGCAGGGAAGGUAACUUGACUGAUGCAUUGAGAUUUUUGUAUCGAAUGAAGGAUUUUGGAGUUCCUCCAAAUCUUGUUGUUUUCAACUCACUUAUCAAAGGAUUUAUCGAUAACUCUGACCCCGAUGGGGUUGACGAGGCACUGAGUUUGAUGGAAGAAUUUGGGGUAAAACCGGACGUAGUAACAUUCAGCACCAUAAUGGAUGCAUGGAGUUCGGUCGGUCAAAUGGAAAAGUGCCAAGAAAUAUUUGAUGACAUGGUAAAGGCCGAUAUUGAACCCGAUAUCCACACAUUCAGCAUUCUUGCUAAAGGCUAUGUGCGUGCCGGACAGCCCGAUAAGGCCGAGAGAGUCUUGAAAAUGAUGAUCAAAUCACGAGUUUACCCUAACGUAGUUAUAUUCACUACAAUCAUCAGUGGAUGGUGUAGUGCUGGCAAAAUGGAAUAUGCUUUUAGGAUCUACAAGAACAUGUGCGAAAUGGACGUACCUCCAAAUCUAAAGACUUACGAGACACUUAUAUGGGGAUACGGAGAAGCUAAACAACCGUGGAAAGCACAAGAGCUUCUCCAACUUAUGGAGGAGAAAGGUGUUUUUCCUCAGACGAAAACUCUACAGUUAGUUUCUGAUGCAUGGCGAUCUAUUGGAUUUCUCGGUGAAGCCAAUAAAAUCAUAGAUGGCUCAGAAGAAGAUAAUCAGAUUAAUGUGGGAAAAAUUCAUUCUUCUUAUUUAAAUUAUAAUCCUACUAUGGUGGUAAAGGGAAGCAUCAAAAGUCGAAUGACGCUGAAAACAUUAAAGUUUUCUUGUAAGUUUUGCCUUACUAGUACAGUGGCUAAGUCGAUUUUGCUUUCGAACACUAUUGGUGGGUUCAAAGCAAAAUCUCAGGUAGUGUGGCAGAUACAAUUUUGAUGCCCUGGAAAACAAUUAUGGGUAUAAAUUAGUUUUCGAUUAUGGUUGAUGCUUGUUGAACUGAAACGAAUUUUGGGUCUAUAGAUAUGUACAUCUACCAUUGUAUAUGCCUUCAUUUAAGAAGAUUGUUGUAUGGUACCCUCAACAUUUUCAUCCAUA